Molecule: messenger RNA, 652 nt
Organism: Herpailurus yagouaroundi (jaguarundi)
Lineage: Eukaryota; Metazoa; Chordata; Mammalia; Carnivora; Felidae
Product: cytokine receptor-like factor 1
Exons: 4
Molecular function (GO): protein binding
Source: RefSeq, a predicted model, not a curated record
GCGCCGAGAGCCGGAUCAGGAGCCCACACGGCUGUCAUCAGCCCCCAGGACCCCACGCUCCUCAUCGGCUCCUCCCUGCAGGCCACAUGCUCAGUGCACGGGGACCCGUCAGGCGCCACAGCUGAGGGCCUCUACUGGACCCUCAACGGACGCCGCCUAGCCCCCGAGCUCUCCCGUGUGCUCAACGCCUCCACCCUGGCCCUCGCCCUGGCCAACCUCAACGGAUCCAGGCAGCAGUCAGGCGACAACCUCGUGUGCCACGCUCGUGACGGCAGCAUCCUGGCUGGCUCCUGUCUCUAUGUUGGCUUGCCCCCAGAGAAACCCUUCAACAUCAGCUGCUGGUCCAAGAACAUGAAGGACCUGACCUGCCGCUGGACGCCGGGAGCCCAUGGGGAAACCUUCCUCCACACCAACUACUCUCUCAAGUACAAGCUGAGGUGGUACGGGCAGGACAACACGUGUGAGGAGUACCACACGGUAGGGCCUCAUUCCUGCCACAUCCCCAAGGACCUGGCUCUCUUUACGCCCUAUGAGAUCUGGGUAGAGGCCACCAACCGGCUGGGCUCGGCCCGCUCCGAUGUGCUCACCCUGGACAUCCUGGAUGUGGGUGAGCCCCCCCACCCCAGCUCCUAGGCCCACGAGGGAGCCUGCA